UUCUUCGUCGACCAAAACAAGACGACACUUUCAACUCUCUUCGUUGCCUGGGAACCAGGAUUCAAUGGCGGGUUGGAACAAACAUUCACUCUGCAAUACUGUCUCAACGACACGCAAGAAGAGGGGUGUGGUGUUGUCACAAACUUGGCCGGGACCUCCCACACAUUGGUGGGACUGGUGCCUUUCACUUGGUACCGGAUGACUCUAUGGGCAGUGAACAGCGCGGGAAAUAGUAGCGCGGUGCAAAUAGUAGCUUCAACAACUCCAUUGCAACCCGAGAGCUAUGGCAUAACGACCAGCUGGGACAAACAAGAACAUAUCUUAACAUUAUCAGAGGCAAACCAAACCCUGGAUGAAAUGUGCUUCAUCACACAGAGGACUUACAGCGGACCAGACUGUGCCUCUGUGAAUAGCUCAGAGUGCAUUGAACCGGGCACAGAGGUCAGCAUUGACCCGGAUGAUGACACAGUUUUGGUGACCUUUGGGAGGGAAUUAUGCAGUAAACCAGCUGAUAUAUUAACAGACUUAUCAGUUGAGAAGCAGCCAUCAACUGAAAGUAACCUUCCUUACAUGAUAAUCGCAAUUGGAGUGAGUGCCGCUGCUGGUUUCAUCCUGCUGAUUUCACUGGGUUUGAUGUACUUCUAUGGAGUGUUAUGCUGUGUGAAACGAAAGAAGGGUAUGUCGUAAAGCAGCUGGCCCCCUACGUUCACCUCCAAAUAAAAAAGACAUUCCCCAUUCCAUUUGAAAAGUUUUUUUUCUUGAAGCUUCAGUCUUUAACUUCUUGUUCCAUUUCCUUUUUAUUUCACCAACUCUUGA
Messenger RNA from Strongylocentrotus purpuratus (purple sea urchin), 816 nucleotides. RefSeq lists its product as uncharacterized. The transcript has 4 exons. The coding region runs from base 199 to 687 and encodes 162 amino acids. The record is from RefSeq and is a predicted model, not a curated record. NCBI's taxonomy places the organism in Eukaryota, Metazoa, Echinodermata, Echinoidea, Camarodonta, Strongylocentrotidae.